AAGUAUUUAACAUUCUUGAUUUUCCGACGAUAUGCCGAUCAGCCGGAUAGCAAUCGGAAGGACGGAGGAAGCCACUCACCCCGACGCCUUAAAGGCGGCGUUGGCUGAGUUUAUCUCAACCUUGAUUUUUGUAUUUGCAGGUUCAGGUUCAGGUGUUGCAUUCAGUAAGGUGACCGGUGGGGGUGCAAACACCCCCACCGGUCUCAUUGCUGCUGCGAUUGCCCAUGCUUUUGGGCUAUUCGUAGCGGUUUCGGUUGGGGCUAACAUUUCAGGAGGACAUGUUAACCCUGCUGUUACAUUUGGUGUUUUUGUUGGUGGUAAUAUAACACUUUUACGUGGAAUUUUGUAUUGGGUUGCUCAAUUGCUUGGCUCUGUUGUCGCUUGCUUGCUUCUCAAGUUCAUCACGGGUGGCAUGGAGAUAGGUGCAUUUUCUUUGUCUGAUGGAGUUGGUGUAGGCAAUGCAUUGGUACUUGAAAGAAUGACAUUUGGGCUAGUCUACACGGUGUACGCUACCGCAGUGGAUCCAAAGAAGGGUAGUUUGGGAACAAUUGCACCAAUUGCAAUUGGUUUCAUUGUUGGAGCCAAUAUCUUAGUUGGUGGGGCUUUUGAUGGGGCCGCAAUGAACCCGGCAGUUUCAUUUGGGCCAGCAGUUGUGAGUUGGACCUGGAACAACCAUUGGGUUUAUUGGGUUGGGCCUCUUAUUGGUGGUGGGCUUGCUGGGCUUAUUUAUGAGUUCUUUUUCAUUAAUCAAACCCAUGAACCAUUGCCCCAAUAAGAUGAAAA
This is a messenger RNA of Solanum verrucosum, 783 nucleotides long. RefSeq names its product aquaporin TIP1-1. Lineage: Eukaryota; Viridiplantae; Streptophyta; Magnoliopsida; Solanales; Solanaceae. Gene Ontology annotation, biological process: transmembrane transport; water transport. Gene Ontology annotation, cellular component: plant-type vacuole membrane. The record is from RefSeq and is a predicted model, not a curated record. Gene Ontology annotation, molecular function: water channel activity.